GGGCUUUCUACACACCAACCCACAUAUCUUUUUCUCUCUCUCAUCUCUCUCAUACCCUCUCUAUUUAAGCACCCCUAUUUCAUUUUCUUAUUAUCACUCUCUAUCUAGUCCCUCAACUAGCUUAACAUGGACACCAAUCCUUACCACACAUCCACCUCUCAUUAUGAACAUUCCUCUUACUACUCUCCCUUACCGGACCACUCCUCUCAACCAAGUCCCCGGAGACCCUUAAAGGGUUUUGCUGUGAUCUUUGUCUCCGUGAUUUUCCUCAUGUCAUUAGUGACAUUAAUCAUUAUCCAAAGCCCUGAACCGGCAAGCUUAGACAAACCCGAAAAAGACCGACCAUUGUCGACAAAACCUACGUCGUUUUACAACAUUUCGACCCCGGAGGUGCCUAGAGGGGUAGCACAAGGAGUAUCAGCCAAAUCGAACCCGUCUCUUUCCGGCCAUCAUGGAGUUUCUUACAAUUGGACAAACGCUAUGCUUUCUUGGCAAAGAACUUCCUACCACUUUCAACCUCAAAAAAACUGGAUGAAUGAUCCUGAUGGUCCAUUGUAUCACAUGGGAUGGUAUCAUCUAUUUUACCAAUACAAUCCAGAUUCAGCAGUGUGGGGCAACAUCACAUGGGGUCAUGCCGUAUCAAGGGACCUGAUCCAUUGGCUCUAUCUCCCAUUCGCAAUGGUCCCUGAUCAUUGGUAUGAUGCCAAUGGUGUGUGGACCGGGUCCGCUACGAUAUUGCCAGAUGGCAAAAUCGUAAUGCUCUACACAGGUGAUACUGUUGAUGGUGUACAGGUGCAAAAUCUUGCCUACCCUGCCAACCUAUCUGAUCCCCUCCUCUUGGAUUGGGUCAAAUACCCGGAUAACCCGGUCUUGAUCCCCCCAAUUGGAAUUGCAAUAGAUGAGUAUCGGGACCCGACCACUGCAUGGCUUGGACCCGAUGGAAAGUGGCGGGUCACAAUCGGGUCUAAGGUCAAUAGAACGGGUAUUUCUCUUGUAUACACAACCACAAACUUUACCACAUUUGACUUAUUGGAUAAUUACUUGCAUGAGGUCCCGGAUACGGGUAUGUGGGAAUGUGUGGACUUUUACCCAGUUGCAAUUAAUGGGUCAAUGGGUUUGGAUACUUCAGUAAAUGGCCCAGGAAUCAAACAUCUAUUAAAGGCAAGUUUGGAUGAUUCAAAGGUUGAUGUUUAUGCACUUGGGAUCUAUUUUGCAAAUAAUGAUACAUGGGCACCCGAUAACCCGGCUGAGGAUGUGGGUCUCGGGUUGAAAUAUGACUAUGGGAGAUACUAUGCAUCAAAGACAUUUUAUGACCCGGUAAAGGAGAGGCGGGUCCUGUGGGGUUGGAUAAAUGAAACUGAUACUGAAUAUGAUGACUUGGCAAAGGGAUGGGCAUCUCUUCAGACCAUUCCAAGGACUGUGUUGUUUGACAAUAAGACCGGAACCAAUAUACUUCAAUGGCCUGUAGAAGAGGUGGAGAGCUUGAGACUGAACAGCACAGACUUUGAAGGUGUGGUGGUUAAACCUGGAUCAGUUGUGGAGCUGAACAUUGGCACAGCAACACAGUUAGACAUAUUCGCCGAUUUUGAAAUAGAAUCAUUAGGAUUGGAGGAGACUAAUGAAGCCAAUGGAGGUUGUCGUGGUGGUGUUGUUGACAGAAGCAGUUUGGGACCAUUUGGCCUUUUGGUUAUUGCUGAUGAAACACUUUCUGAGCUGACCCCUAUUUAUUUCCGUCCUACCAAUACAAGUGAUGGUGGUCUCCAGACUUAUUUCUGUGCUGAUGAAAGAAGGUCAUCAAGGGCAAAUGAUGUUUUCAACCAAGUUUAUGGAAGCCAAGUUCCGGUGCUUGAGGAUGAAAAGUUUUCUAUGAGAGUACUGGUUGACCAUUCAAUUGUGGAAAGCUUUGCUCAAGGAGGGAGGACAGUGAUCACAUCAAGGGUUUAUCCAACAGAAGCAAUUUAUGGGGCAGCAAGAUUAUUUUUGUUCAACAAUGCAACUGGGGUGAAUGUGAAGGCCACACUUAAGAUAUGGCAGCUGAAUUCUGCAUUUAUUCACCCUUUUCCCUUGGACCAGAUAGAUACAGUGAAACCAUUGCAAACCUUUUGAGCCUAUAGUAUUAAGUUCUCUCAUUGCCCCAUUUUGGUGGCCAAAAAUGUGAAAUCUUGCAAUACAGCAAUCAGAUGAGUUUUAGUUUAUGUUAUUUCAAUUUUGGGUUGGUUUGCGAGUUUGUACUUUGUAGCCUACAACGAUAUGUUUUGUAAUUGAUAAAUAAUGAUUUUGAAAUAUUAAGAGUUUUGCUA
This is a messenger RNA of Quercus robur (English oak), 2300 nucleotides long. RefSeq names its product acid beta-fructofuranosidase 1, vacuolar-like. Bases 127 to 2106 code for a protein of 659 amino acids. The transcript is spliced from 7 exons. Lineage: Eukaryota; Viridiplantae; Streptophyta; Magnoliopsida; Fagales; Fagaceae. Gene Ontology annotation, biological process: carbohydrate metabolic process. Gene Ontology annotation, molecular function: beta-fructofuranosidase activity. The record is from RefSeq and is a predicted model, not a curated record.